GCAGACAGUUGGGAGGCUGCCAAGGAGGCGUUGUGCAUACGCAGGAGGCUAUGGUGUCUCAGAACUAUAAGUUGUAUGACAGGAAUGUCAAGGAAACUCCUCUUGCUAUGCAGCUCGACAUUGCCAAGGUCCUCAACUACAGGGACAAGCUGCAACAGUCACAGCAAGAGGAGCAGACAGCAGCAACACAAGAUUUUGAGGGCCUUCUUACAAACUGGACUGCUUUUGAGGGGGAGGGCUACAAGGGAACCGUGAAGGUGGCGCACUGCGACAUGGUCCAGCUACGAGAGAAAAUGGAGGACAGACUCCCCUUCACCUUGUGCAUUAUGGACUUCCCAAGCGGCUACAACACAGAGGGCUCUGUGGAUGAUGAGGAGUCGUUUUGUAGGCCUCAAAUAGAGGGAAGCAUUGCGAGCUUCAAAAAGAUCGCAUGUGCACCAUAUUGGGUCAUUGCUGGUUUCUGCUCCUCUGACAUGCUCACUGACGUGAAAUCUGCAUUUUCAUAUGCUUGCAAUUGUGGGGUGGAGGUGGGCAUUUGGGUUGCUCCCAACAUUAGUACUUGUGCAAGUCUCAAGCUCACUAGUUGCUGGCAGCGUUGUGUUAUUGGUUUCUACAGGCAGAGCGCCUCCAGGGAGCCCAUUCAGUUUCAGUUCAGCGACUCUGCCACGAGGAUGACCUGUUGGAGUCACAAUGCAGUGGCGAGGAAGUACAUUUUUGCUGCAGACAAUGAAAUUUUAUGUCCCUACCAGAAACCCAUCUCUUUGUAUGAGUGGCUCAUCAAGAAGUUCUCUGACCCGAAUGACUCAUACAUAGUGGAUGUUUUUUCUGGAUCGGGGACUAGAGCCGUUGCAGCACUGUUGUGCAAACGAAAUGUGCUGGUUGUUGAGAGCGAUUUGCGUGUCUGAGGGGAAUCAGGACAAGUUUGGCAGACAGAGGCUGUGUGGAGAGCGUCACGAAGGAGAAGGACAACCAGAGCCGCACAGUG
Messenger RNA from Chara braunii, 985 nucleotides. The record is from the annotation of a GenBank genome assembly. NCBI's taxonomy places the organism in Eukaryota, Viridiplantae, Streptophyta, Charophyceae, Charales, Characeae.